AAAAAGCCCUACAUCAAGCUGCAGUCAUGGAUGAGAUGGACUUGCCCCAGAUGAAGAAGGAGGUGGAGAGCCUCAAGUACCAGCUGGCCUUUAAAAGAGAGAAGUCCUCCAAAACAGUGACUGAUUUGGUGAAGUGGAUAGAGGACGGCGUCCCCGAGGAUCCCUUCCUGAACCCGGAGCUGAUGAAGAACAACCCGUGGGUGGAGAAAGGAAAGUGCAUCCUUCUCUAGAAGAAACCUUCCACUUUCAACUUUAACUGCGCUGACCAACACACACCUACAGAACACACCCUGAAUCUGACCCUGCCCCUGCCCCCUUGCCCAUCAAGGUCCUGGCAGGACAGCGCCUCCCAACCUCUCACCUUGAAUGUACAACAGUUGAUGUCCCCAACCGCCCCCCCUCCUCCCCAAAAAAAACAAAACACACACACACAAACAUCCCUGACAAGGGCACAGAAACACACUCUCACACUAACACUCCAAACUUUGGGUUUUUCCCAGACUGCCACACUUUCAAUGCAAGUUUAUUCCUGCCACGUCAAUGCAUCAUUACUAUGAUAUGACGAUGAUCAAUACUCUUACUACAUGUCUCUAUAUGGAUAUAUGAUGACGACUUAUUUAUGCAGCUGCCAGUCACAAGCUUUCUCUCUGUUCUUACUUCUCUACUCUUCAUUGUUAGCUUAGCUCUUUUUUUCCUUUCACUUUUAAUCAGCUGAUGAAUUCAAAUAUACUAAACUGUAGAGUCACACUGUCACUGCCAGACUGACUGUAGAU
Messenger RNA from Scomber scombrus (Atlantic mackerel), 773 nucleotides. RefSeq names its product guanine nucleotide binding protein (G protein), gamma 13b (gene gng13b). Lineage: Eukaryota; Metazoa; Chordata; Actinopteri; Scombriformes; Scombridae. The transcript has 2 exons. Bases 27 to 230 code for a protein of 67 amino acids. Gene Ontology annotation, molecular function: G-protein beta-subunit binding. The record is from RefSeq and is a predicted model, not a curated record. Gene Ontology annotation, cellular component: heterotrimeric G-protein complex. Gene Ontology annotation, biological process: phospholipase C-activating G protein-coupled receptor signaling pathway; sensory perception of taste.